Arabidopsis lyrata subsp. lyrata is the source of this 914-nucleotide messenger RNA. RefSeq lists its product as uncharacterized. The record is from RefSeq and is a predicted model, not a curated record. The coding region runs from base 433 to 786 and encodes 117 amino acids. The transcript has 2 exons. Lineage: Eukaryota; Viridiplantae; Streptophyta; Magnoliopsida; Brassicales; Brassicaceae.
UCUAAGAUGACGGAAUAAAUAUUUUUCAAGCUUGUCAUUAUUUAUUUAAUCAUCUCCUUCAUGUUUGUUUCAAAGUAAACAUAGAUACAUUUUGAUUGGAAUAAUUUAGGUCAACCAUUUACAAAAUCUAUAUGGGGUAAAGGUGUCAAAUGAAUACAAAAGGGUUGGUGUGGUGGGUUAGAAGAAUGUAUAUAACCACCUCUCAACUACACACAAAUCUGGUAAUUAUGGUUUAAGCCGAGCUAAACCAUAGAGAGAAGCCACAUACAUAUAUAAACUGCAACCACCACCACCACUCCACAUUACAAGAGAGGUUCACCAAACUUGACCCCGACCCUUAUUACCCCUUGAAUCUUGAGCUAAGUAACAUAUAAAUAUACAAUUGCAUUGGAGGGAGUUUUGUAGUAGUAGUCUUUGAAAAACCAUAUCAAUAUGUCUUGCAAAGGAGAUAUUGUGGUUGGUGUGGAGGAAGUAUUGUUUCUCUUACCUUCAAAUCUUUUUAAUGAACUCUUUCUUGAUCGCACUUGUCCAUUCCCACAGAGUAAUCGAGGACGUAGCUACUAUGAUCGGAAGCCAAGAAUGUGGUACGAGAUGAACCACUACAGUUCCUUGGUGAGGCCAAGUGGUGAUACAGGUGCAGCGCGAGUUAAGCCACGUGGCACUGGCGUGUUUCUUCCCGAGAGACCAGUGAGUAGCUCAGAAGAGAAGAGACCCACGAAGAAGCCAUGCCCCGUCACCUCCUCUCAUUCUAGACAAGUCUUUCUUCCCAAGGAAUGGGCUUAUUAGCUAGUAAUUAGCAUAUAAUUACUGUGUAUAUCUUAAACUAUUACAGAAGCUUAAACAAAAAUAAGUUUUAACUGUCCUUUCUCUAGAGUUGGCACCUAUAGUGAUCAGUAUUAGGUAUGGUUCCUCAA